AUGAAGAAUGCUAUUGAGUACACGCCUUUCGAGGAUGUUGAGAAACUUGAGCGGUACCGGCCAGGCGGUUAUCAUCCAACAACUAUAGGAAAAUGGUUGAAUGGCCGGUAUUGUAUCGUGCAUAAGCUGGGCUUUGGCGCAUACUCAACCAUUUGGUUGGCAAGAGAUCAUAAAACUGAAAAAUAUGUCGCCGUCAAAAUCACCAUCGCAGACAGCAAUCCAACUAACUCCCAAGAAAGGAAUAAUCUCCAUCGACUUGAUGAAUUCACCAUUUCUGGGCCUAAUGGUGUACAUCAAUGUUUUGUCACAGCGAUUGGAAUGAUGAACCUAGCUGAGGCCAAAGAUGCCUCAUCUUUCCGGCUGUUCCAGUUGCCUGUGGCCAGGGCUUUCUCUGCUCAACUAGUCUUGGCAGUGGCAUAUCUUCAUUCUCAGGGCAUUGUCCAUGCUGAUCUUCAUCCCGGGAAUAUCCUGAUUCUUCUUCCUGAGAGUAUGGAUUCGCUCUCACCAGAGCAAUUCUACGAAAGGCAUGGACAGCCUCACCAUGAGCCAGUUACCUGUCUAGAUCAGCGUCCACUUCCUGAUGGUGUCCCCACACAAGCUGUCGUGCCUGUUUGGCUCGGAAAAGCGAGCGAAGAAGUUUCGCUAUCUGAAGCUCAGAUAGUUGUCACUGACUUUGGAGAGUCUUUCAUGCCAGCCACUACAGCGCGGCAUCACUCCAACACGCCGAAUAUGCUAGUCCCCCCAGAGACUUAUUUCGAACCGAAAAAGUCACUUUCUUUCUCUGCUGAUAUUUGGACGCUUGCGUGCACCAUCUGGGAAAUAAUCGGUCAGCGUCCACUUUUCGAGGGCUUUAAUCCGUCAGUCGACUGGGUAGUGAAAGAACAUGUUGAUACAUUUGGCAAAUUGCCACUGCCGUGGUGGCAGAAAUGGGAAUCGCGGUCAAAAUGGUUUAAUGAGGACGGAACAAGACAUGGUAUUACAAAUUCAAGGCCCUGGGUGCAACGAUUCACCCAAUCAGUUCAGAAGCCGAGGGAAGAAUUCAAUAUGCAACCGAUGGGGGACGCCGAAAGGACUGCAUUUCUUACUAUGUUGAGAGAUAUGCUUGCCUUCGAACCGGAAAAGAGACCAUCUGCGGGGCAGAUCAUGGAAUAUGAAUGGCUGCAACAAUGGGCUCUUCCGGAUUUAUCCAGGAUGAAACAGAAUAUGCCAUAA
Molecule: messenger RNA, 1212 nt
Organism: Aspergillus tubingensis
Lineage: Eukaryota; Fungi; Ascomycota; Eurotiomycetes; Eurotiales; Aspergillaceae
Product: kinase-like protein
Exons: 3
Coding region: 1-1212 (403 amino acids)
Biological process (GO): spliceosomal complex assembly; protein phosphorylation; regulation of mRNA processing
Molecular function (GO): ATP binding; protein kinase activity
Source: RefSeq, a predicted model, not a curated record